This is a messenger RNA of Arachis stenosperma, 1710 nucleotides long. Its product is annotated as aspartyl protease family protein At5g10770-like. The transcript is spliced from 3 exons. Bases 31 to 1500 code for a protein of 489 amino acids. The record is from RefSeq and is a predicted model, not a curated record. NCBI's taxonomy places the organism in Eukaryota, Viridiplantae, Streptophyta, Magnoliopsida, Fabales, Fabaceae. Gene Ontology annotation, biological process: proteolysis. Gene Ontology annotation, molecular function: aspartic-type endopeptidase activity.
UAUUUCCUUACUUAAAAAAAUUAAUUAAUCAUGGCCAUGUUGCCACUAUUGUUGCUUAUGUUGUGUGUUUCUCAUAACAAUGGAGUUCACUCCUUGGAAGAGAGGAUGAUGCUCCACCACGUUCAAAGGUUCCGGCGGCAGCCGCACUCGCAGCAACAGGCUAGUAUUCGGGGAUGCAUCCUCCCGGACUCAAGACGGCUAAACGGGGCGAUCAUAUUAGAAAUGAAGGAGCAAAAAGAGUGUCCACCACCAGAAGAAAUGAAAAUUGAUUAUUGGAAAAAAAGGAUGAUGCUUGAUGAUCUUCGUGUUCGUUCCAUGCAAAACAUGUUUGAAAGAAUGGCGUCAUUGUCUAGUAGUAACCAAAACUGGUUAUUAGAAGCUUCAAUAAAAUCCCAAAUUCCAUUGAAUCUUGGUCAAAACUUUGACAUAUUAAACUAUGUAGUGACUUUAGAAUUAGGUAACCAAAAAAGAACAAUGAUAGUUGACACCGGAAGUGACCUAUCAUGGGUCCAAUGUGAACCAUGCAAAUCAUGUUACAAUCAAAAGGAAUCUUUGUUCAAACCAUCUACCUCUCCUUCAUACCAAUCAGUUCCUUGCAAUUCAAAACCAUGUCAAUCUCUACAAUUUGCAAACCAAAGAAUGUGUAAAAGUGCCACAACAUGUGACUAUGUUGUUAACUAUGGUGAUGGUUCCAUUAGCAUUGGUGAACUAGGUAGUGAAAACCUUACCCUAGGAGACAUGUCAUUGAACAAUAUUGUGUUUGGUUGUGGUAGGGAAAAUAAGGGCAUGUUUGGUUAUACAUCUGGUGUUUUAGGGUUAGGAAGAGGUGCUUUAUCAUUGGUGUCUCAAGGUAGGGAUAAUUUUGGAGGAGUAUUCUCUUAUUGUUUGCCAUCACCAAUGGCUGGAGAAACUUCUGGAUCUUUGGUUUUUGGUGAUGAGUCUUCAGCUUUCAAGAAUCUCACUCCCAUUGCUUACACCAAUAUGCUUCAAAACCCUCUCUUACCAAAUCAUUACAUGCUCAAUCUCAUUUCCAUGGAGGUUGGUGAAGUAGGUUUUCGCAUUGUUGAUGGACGCCAAGUUAUAAUUGAUUCAGGAACAGUGAUUACAAGGUUGCCUCCAUCAAUUUACAACGCAUUGAAGGGAGGAUUCUUGAGACAAUUUCAAGGUUACCCUCAAGUUCCUGGGGUUGCAAUCCUUGACACAUGUUUUGAUCUAACCGGGAUUCAACAAGUGAAAGUGCCUAUCAUAAAAAUGUACUUUGAGGGUGAUAAUCAUGCUAAGCUUAACGUGGAUCCAUCUGGAACAUUGAUCAUGAUUGAUGAGGGUGAUGGUGCUUCAAAAUCAAAAGUUUGUCUCCCAUUUGCAAGCCUUUCUUAUGAACAUGAAGUUCCCAUAAUUGGAAAUCUUCAGCAGAGGAAUAAUAGGGUCAUAUAUGAUUCCAAACUAUCUAGGGUGGGUUUUGCAAAAGAAGAAUGCACUUUCUCUGGCCUCGUAUCUUAACUUACUCGUAAAAAUUCAGGUGCAGUUAACUUCAUCUGAAGUUGAUAACUGACAGUUGUUAGAUGAUAAUUUAGUUAAACAUGUCAAAUUAUUUAACGAUUUUUAGCUAUCAACUCCACAUAAAGUUAUAUGCACUUGUGUAUCCACCUUAAUUUUAUGUUAUAAGGAAAAGAUGUGACAAUAUUAAGUGUGUUAAUUUUAUUUCGUGCA